AUGCCACGAAUUUAUGGGUACAACAAGACAUUUGACAUAGAUCCAACCAUGGACCAGCAAUAUGCAGUUAGCCUUCGAGGGUCUUGCCGCCGUAAGACACAUCCAGACUCAACUGUGGUUGCACUGAAUGAUGUUACCACACCAUUUACUUUUGACAAUGUUUAUUUCCGUAAUCUUCAAAAGGGGCUUGGAUUGCUAUCCAAAGAUCAGAUGUUGGCUUACCACCCAUUGACUCGGAGUAAUGUCAAUAUGAUGGCUGAAGAUCAACAAAUCUUUUUCAAUUACUUUGCUGCGGCUAUGAUAAAAUUAGGCUUAGAUCGGAGUCAACAUCUAACUAAUCAUAUUCAGUUAGCCAAAGGAGGUUUAGUGUUGCAUGAUAUAUCAUUUCCAUAA
Messenger RNA from Ricinus communis (castor bean), 393 nucleotides. Its product is annotated as peroxidase 50. The transcript is spliced from 2 exons. The record is from RefSeq and is a predicted model, not a curated record. Gene Ontology annotation, biological process: response to oxidative stress. Gene Ontology annotation, molecular function: peroxidase activity; heme binding. NCBI's taxonomy places the organism in Eukaryota, Viridiplantae, Streptophyta, Magnoliopsida, Malpighiales, Euphorbiaceae. The coding region runs from base 1 to 393 and encodes 130 amino acids.